AUGUCCAGUCCCGUGACGUCACCCAUCAUCUCCCCGCCCCGCUCAUCGACGCCCACCGCGUUGCGGCUGCCUUCCAUCAGUGAUCUGGUGCCCAAAGCGACGUCACCCCCGCUCCAUAGUCCGAUUAUGGAGACACUUUCGCCGCUGACCUCUCCCAAGAGUUCUCCCACCCGUCCGCGCCCGAUGGUGCGUUCGCCGGUGAUGGUCCGCAGCUACGAACCGGCGCCGACCAAUCCGCACACGCCGCACAUAAUGCGGGCGCCCCCGAUGCGGAGCUUUGCCCCCAUGAUGGACAGUGGACAGCCGUGCAACAGGAGAGUUUUUGAAUUAUUUCACAAUUCGGAACAAGCUUCUUCUUUGCCGUGA
Molecule: messenger RNA, 366 nt
Organism: Paramacrobiotus metropolitanus
Lineage: Eukaryota; Metazoa; Tardigrada; Eutardigrada; Parachela; Macrobiotidae
Exons: 2
Coding region: 1-366 (121 amino acids)
Source: RefSeq, a predicted model, not a curated record